Messenger RNA from Phytomonas sp. EM1, 558 nucleotides. Lineage: Eukaryota; Euglenozoa; Kinetoplastea; Trypanosomatida; Trypanosomatidae. The record is from the annotation of a GenBank genome assembly.
AUGUUUUGCUUGACACAUGCCUGCCUGGCAAGCAAAGUAACAGGCGGCAGCGCCAGGAACCAGGCGGGCACUUUUCGCAAAAAGUUCAAAGUUUUUCACGUCAUUCCAGGAACCCCCGUCGCGCCUGUUGAGAAGCUGAAAGAGCAGCGUCGGCGCUUCGGCCAAGAUCGAUAUUCCCGACAGCCGGAAUAUCGCCCUGGGCGGAAUGUUAGGAUGGAUCCAAAUACUUACACGUUGUAUGCCACAGUGAAGGGUGUUGUUUCAAUUCGUACAUCACGAAUAAACCCGAGUUAUAAAUGGUUGGACGUGGAGCCGGACAUUCAAAAAGUCGUGCGGUCGCGGGCUAUGCGUCAGGCGCUACAGGAACGCGGGCAGGCAUCUAUGCUGGUCGCGAGCAACCCCAACUACAAGGCGGAGCUGGAUAAUUUUGAGGAUCCACAGUGGCGUGAACGGAUUAUGCGGCUGAGCAAGGCUACGAAGAAGCUACAGGAUCCGAAUUUAUUCACACAAGGCCAUUUGCAGGCGCUUGAUCCACCGAGUCGUUACUCGUAUGAGUAG